CGCAUGCGCUGUUCAAUCAACAUUUCCUCGUUCUUGGUGUGUACACAAACUACGUGGCUUCUCGUUGUGAUUUAGCGUAAGAAGUAACCUUCCUCUCAUUGCUUUACCUUCUGAUUCAUGUGGAUGAAAUUAGAUCCAAUUGACGAGUAGACCGGAUCAUCCAAAUACAGAAGUGGAACAUGACCCGUUCAUGACAACGAGCGAAACAACAACGUUGGUGAUUUCAUAUUCCAAAGAAAUAAGCCAUUCGGAAGAGGCUUACAAGAACUACCUGUAAACAUGUUGCCUAGGAGAAGACAAUGUAAAAUUAUCAUAGCCACAUCGCUAUUUUGGAUCUUUGUGGACUUUGUCUUAUUAAUGUACUACACUGCGCCCUGCGUCGGACCUAAAUGUCAGCAGCCCACCAACGAGGAUGGAUCGGGUCCCAUCAAGAGGAUUAUUGACAGAGCUAAUAAGUGGAUGAAUGAAUUACCAGAGGAGAGGAAACAAAUGGAGAUACCAAAGCCUGUAAAUUUAGAUGGCCCCGGCGAGAUGGGCAAACCCGUUAUUAUAGAACCGGAGGGAAAGCGGAGUCGGAGCGGUUAUGGCCCAUCAAUGAAUUCAACUUGAUGGCCAGCGAUAGGAUAGCACUCAACAGAUCAUUGCCUGAUGUUAGGCCCAGAGGUUGUGCCAACAAAGUUUAUCCCAAGAAACUUCCAACCACCAGUGUUAUUUUGGUGUACCACAACGAAGCGAGGAGCACCCUCCUGCGGAACGUUCAUAGUAUCAUCAACCGAUCACCUCACGACCUCCUAGCGGAGAUCAUCCUGGUUGACGAUGCCAGCGAUCAAGAACAUCUAGGAAAAAGCCUGGAGGAUUACAUCGCCAAGCUACCCGUGUCCGUCUACGUUGUGAAGAUGAAGGGCCGCUCUGGUCUGAUCCGAGCCAGGAUGGCAGGGGCAGCCGUGGCCAAGGGACAGGUCCUUACCUUCCUGGACUCUCAUUGUGAGGUGACGGAAGGAUGGUUGGAGCCCAUGCUUGCCAGGAUCGCUGAAGACAGGACGACAUCUGUUUGCCCGGUCAUCGACGUGAUCAGUGAUGACACCUUUCAGUACCAGCACGGUAACGACCCUCAGAUGGGCGGCUUUGGUUGGUCCCUCUUCUUCAAGUGGUUUCCGGUUCCUAAGAGGGAACAGAUCAGGAGGAAAGGAGAUCCAACUGAACCAGUCAGGUCUCCCACAAUGGCUGGUGGUCUGUUUGCCAUCGACAAGAGCUAUUUUGAGGAGCUAGGACAGUACGACCCUGGCUUCAACAUCUGGGGUGGAGAGAAUCUGGAAUUGUCUUUCAAGUUGUGGAUGUGUGGCGGUAAGCUGGAGUUCAUCCCCUGCUCCCACGUGGGCCACGUUUUCCGCAAGAAGUCUCCCUACCACUUCCCCCCUGGCACCAACUACGUUAACAAGAACAACAAGCGACUUGCCGAGGUCUGGCUGGACGAGUACAAGAACUUCUACUACAGGAUAUCGCCCUCUGUGGCCAAGACUGAUCCAGGAGAUAUCUCGGAUCGGUUGAACCUAAGGAAGAGCCUGAGCUGCAAGUCAUUCAAGUGGUAUUUGGAAAACAUCUAUCCGGAAUCAUCAUGGCCAGUCAACUACCAGUUUAUGGGUGAAGUGAGAAACACGGAGGCUCAUGUCUGUCUGGAUACUAUGAUGAAGGAGGCUGGUAAUAAAGUGGGUCUGUAUGGAUGCCAUGGGCAAGGAGGAAACCAGAUUUGGGCCUUUACCAAGAACAACGAGUUGAGGCAUGACGAUCUUUGUCUGGAUGUAGCGCGAGGAGGACCCGUCAUGAUGCUGAGCUGCCAUAUGCAGGGAGGAAAUCAACAUUGGAACUAUGAUGAAAAGUCGAAAGAGAUGAAACACAGCAGUGGCCUGUGCCUUGAUCUGAGCGACAAGUCAAAGGAGGAGCCUAGCGUUCAGGCUUGCAACGGAAAGAAGUCACAAAAAUGGGACCUUAAGACGCUCGACCUGAUAAGUUAAGAGUACCUAAGGCAAAGCAGAAGUGGUAUUUUUUUUUAGUGAUAGCCUUUUCCAAAUGUUGAUUGAAGAACGUGUGAAAGGUUCUGAAUGAGAAAUAGUAUGACAACAUGCUGCUUUUUGCUUCUGACAACUGAUUGUGAAUAUCUCCUAAAAUCAACACAGGACUUCACACUCAAGGAGGCACCCAAACUUUUAAUGAGAUAUCUAAAUACAAGGAUAUAAAUAUAUCAAUUUUGUUUCUAUCUGAGGUAGACAAUACAAAAGCAUUUUAUGAUUUUUAAUCGAUUUGGAGUUUUCAAUUAACAAUUAUGCGAUAAGUUUUUUCCUGUGAGGUUGAACUGGCAAAAUCGAAGGUAUUUGGUAAUUUUGUGUCCCAUAUUUACCAAACAUCAUCGAGUUAUGAAAAACAAUCUAUUUUAUGAGUAUCAUCUUUUGGUAAUAUUUGUUCUUAGAUGCUCUAGUAGAGCUACUGUACAUGUAUACACUCAAUUUAACCCGCAAAUAAAUCAAAUUAUUUGAUGUUUAUGUUGUCUUGAACAAUGGGAUAAAUCUGUACCUUUGAUUUGCCCCAAAACAAGCACAUGUGAUGUCUUUUUAUGGAUUCCAGUUUAUUAGACUUGUCGAAUGUCGUCAUGGCAAGUUGAAGAAGAGCAAUAAGGUUUCGUUUUAGACAACAAAUUAUCAGCUGAUGUGACUUAAAUUUUUUGUAGUAUUCUUUUUUGUAUUUUUUUAGAUUAUGAAUAGAAUAUGAAUGCUCUUUAUCCAUCCAUUUUGAGAAAGUUCCAAUUUAUGUUGUUUUGUCUUUAGUCAGGGGUAACUGUAAAACAAGAAUGUUUUGCAACAUGAAACUGUACCGCGUUGAAUAAUGAUUGCCGUUUUCACAAUUUUUCUUCUUCUGUGAAUGCAUGUUGCAAUCAUUGUGACUCAAUCUAAUUGUGAUAUUUCACCGCGUGAUACUUUCUUGAAUUCAAACCACUUGUCAAAUUUGCGAAAGUUUCAUGCAUGCCAGAUUUCUUGGUUUUAAGGUAUUUGAUUUCCAUUUCUAUUGGGCGAUUUCUCUGUCUUUGAUAUUCGUUUUUUGUCAUGUGUUUGAUCAUCCGUCGUCAACUUGUUUCAAAAUUUAUUGUAGCAAGUUCAGAAGAAUUUAUGAUUGUACAUACCUGGUUGUAGUUGCCACCUCUUCAUAAAGGCCACCUUCUUAGAAUGGUCAUGCAGUUUGUCUCCCUUGAGAACGAAGUGUGUGUCAUAGAACCUGUCUAGAAAGGCCACCUGUCUGCAGUGGCCACCUUUUCUGUUUCUUAUGUUAAUGAUGUUUGAUAUCAUUUUUUUGACAAUGUUCGGGAGAUUUCAUAUCAUUCAAAACGUAUAGAGUCUAUCAUGAGUUGUCACGCUUUCUUUAGUCACUAGUAUUAUGAACUAGAUAUACCAGUGUGAGCAAAUUUCAAACAUCAAAAAUCAAAAUGGGUAGAACUAAGACAUAAGAUGUAGGGGAGAGGUGUAUGAACGCACACAGGUCUUUCUAAAUGUAGAUGUACGUGUAGAAGGAAGAUUUCUUGUGCUUUACGUUGAUUUUAUUCAAAGAAAAUUAUUUAAUGUCUUUCUUAAAUUGGUAGAUACAUAUACAGUUAGAUGUACAUUGUACAGUAUGUUUCUGGUGUUGAACAUUAGUGCGGCAGUGUGUGCGUGGUGGAAGAAAAGAGAUGAUGGUUGUGAUGUGGUAGGUUUUUUUUAAAUAUUUUAUUUUUUAUUGAUUACCGGUAUUAAAAAUCAAACACGCAAUGCUGUUUCGCCGCCCUGUGCCAGAUCUCCUUUUCUUUUUUCACCCAAUAGAAGAAUGUGACUCUCAAAAAAUGCUACAAUUACAUGGUUAUUAUUGGCCUGCUAAACUGGUAAUGGUGAAGAAAGGGCAGUGGUAGACUCUUUUAAUAGCUCUAGAUAGGUCUUAUUCUGCAGUAUGUACACAAUUUGUACAUUUUUUUCUGAUCUUUUUCUUUCUAGCCUAAACAUCUUAACCUCAGUCCAACAUUACUUUAGUGCCAUCUCCAUACGUUGAUAAUUUGCAUAGCAUUUUUUAAUGAGUAGCACUCAAAUCAAACUUGAACAUAUAUCACAGAUUCAUCUUGUAUUUUUAUACUCUUUUUCUAUCUCUGUGUUUGGAAAAUAUUAGUACAGUUAUAUGUCAAUUUAUACACAUGUUCAUGAUCAUGCUAAAUUGCAAUUAUAUUGUAAUUAUUGUAUUCUGCGAUUCGUAAUUCUCCAUUUACAUGUAGUUUGUGUUUCCAUUUUUGCCAUAUUUUUUCCCCAUUAUAUUUAUGUUACUAAAUUGCUUUAUUGACCUAAAACUCAUACUUCACAUUAGUACAUUUGCUAUUCUAGUAUUGUUUAUCAUUUCAAGUGCAUUAUGCCUGUAAGAUAUGCAAUCAAACAUCUGCUCCUGUACUUUGAUUUGUAUUUUGAGGUUGCAGGCUAUUAGUUAUGUACAGUAUUUCUUCAUUUCUUAUUAGAAGAUUUUAAGCAAAAAGUGGGGGUCCCACACCAAGUCACUGUGAAUGUUUGAACUGAUAAAUAACUAUUGUCCCAUAGUGGCCAAUUUUGUAAAGGACUAAAUAAAUAAUCCUUUCUUCAUCAAAUUGGCAACACUGCUGUAUUUUUCCCUAAGUGACGAGUGUGACAGAAAAAUUUCACCUGUUUACCUGGGAGAGAUAGGAACGAAGAUUAUGGUUUGUUUUAUUAAAGAUAGUAAACAUUUUGAUUUUAUCAUUGUUGCCAAUUUGAAAAUUCAAAUAUUUUCACCUCUUUUGAAUAUUCUUGGCAUUACACAAUCUUGUAUGCUGCAAGAAAAUAAAUAUGUACAUGUUGUGUUUGGUCCAGGGUAGGAGUUAGGAAAUCGCUUAGUGUACAACCUUGCCUCUGGAGCAGUUGUCACAGAAGUAUGUGGGGUAAACCAAACUAUACCUCGUUUAGGACUUGGUACUGCUUUGUAUUUGCUUUUGUAUAUUUUGAUUUGGAUGAUAUGCCUUUGGGUCCAUAUGCACAAUGGCUGCUCACAUGUUGUUUCCAUCUGUCAAAUGGCAUCCGAGCUGCAAUAUUUUAAACAUAUUUGUCUUUGAUAUCAUUUUAUGUGGUAAAGCUUGCAUUGAAAGUAGUCUUAUUUAUUUCAUGUUUUGGAGUAAGUACUGUUAACUUGUUGAGUGGUUUGCAAACUGUUGUUGAAUGCUUACGGAGUGAACAGGAACCCGUUUCACAAAGCCUUUAUUCAAUGACAAAUGACAAAAAUCAGUGACAAUCUGCUGAUAACCAAUCAGAAGCAAGGAUUUCACUAGCUCAUAACAAAAACUAUCAUUUGUCACUGAUGAUGAUGUUUGUGAAAUGGGGGCCCAGAUUUAAACUUUCUUGCGUCGGCCUUUGCGCAGUUGGACCAAAGACGUUGAUGAAUGCUUCUGUUAAACUAAUCAACUCAAUGAUACAUAAUUUUAGUGCCUUAGCCAUGUCUGUAUUUGAAUUUUCUUGAACUGCAGAAUUUAAAACUGUUUUACAAACAUUUUUAUUGUGUUAUAUUCAAUCACCGGCUUGAUAUAUUAUGUACUUCAUGCUUUUGUAUAUUUUCUGAUGUGUUUCUUAAAGAUGUCCUACUUGUCUAUUUAUUCUGUAUGAUUAGUUUUCUUACUGUUUAAUUUCCUUACUCCUACAUGUAGGUGUCUUUUUAUCUCUAACUUUUAUAGAAAAUAUGAAUGUGAAAUUAAAGCACUGAUGGUGUCAAUUUGAAAUUUCAUAGUUAGUAACUUUGCCUUUUAUGUUUUUCUUUGAAUAGUACAUGUACCAUGUACAUGCCAGGAUAUGAUAUAAUCAUGUACAUUAAAAAAGAUUGUUUUGUAGUAGUAGUAGGAGUUAUCAUGCCUUAUAAUUCAUUAAUUGCCACAUUGCCACAUUGUCAGUUUCAUAUGUGGUUCUGUUGUAUAAACUUGUGUGCAAAAGAUGUACGGUUCUCUUCCUGUAAAAGAAAAAAAAAAGAGCCCCAAAGGGUUCAAAAUAUGUUUUUUUAAACUAAAAUUCCUUGAAAUUAAAACUGGCUUCACUAAAGAUUGACUCCUUAGUUCUUUAAAGCAGUCCAUGUAUAUUUUCUGCAUAUUUGUUAGUGAGAAAUAUAUUUAUUCUAAAUUGUUUGAAAUAUACUUCUUUAAAUUCAUUAUUUUGCAUUUUCGUUUUAGGAAUACCAUAGUCUCAAACUAGAGUUACUCUGCCAGACCAACUCUAAAUUGGCCGGUAAUCAAUAAAUAUCGGCCCGUUUGGGAUGUUAGCAUUUUUAUUAUCAGAAGACUCGCAAGACCAAAACAGAAGGCUAAAUUUGGUUCCAUGAAACCUUUGAUCAAUAUUAAAUGAAUCAUUUGCAUUUUAGGUUUUAUUUUCUUACAACUUUCUUUGUACACUUUGAGAGAUUCAUAUUCUGUAUUUUUUCCAUUCAUAUUUGUGAUAAUGUGUAUCUACUUUUUUAUACAUUACUAAUUGUCAUAUAAUACUUGAUCAUGUAAUAACUUAUGACUAGAUUUGUAGAAAAUGAGCGUUCAGCAAGAUAUCAGUUAUUACGAGUUGCGUUUAGGGAGUAUGUGGAUGAUUGUUUGAUGAUCAAGAAUUGAUGAUUACUUGGUUCUCUUCAUAAGAAUAACAAAACAGGGAUGCCAGUUUUCAGGCAAUAGCCUGAAUUCAGGCCCUGGCAAAUUAUUUUCAGAGCGUAGUUUAGGCUUUUUUGUGUCCAACUAGCUCAUUCUAGGUGAUUAUCAGGCCCUCUGAUCAAUUCUAACUGGCAUCCUUGAUAUUAGGAUGGGAUGCAGGGAGGUGGAUAAAAAAGGAAAUGUUGAUAUAAUUGAUUGCAUGAAGAGCUUGAUCACAAAGACUUUCAAAAAUAAACCUAAAGCAAUUUCUAAAGCCUUUGCCCAUCACCUGCUGUAAUAUGUGAACAUUACAAUGACAGGUUACACAUAAAGCAAACAUGAUGUCUAUAGCCAAUACAAUAGGGAUUUCCCCUUUUGUUGAUUUUGUUAAAGUCUUUAAGAUCUUGUUACAAGUGGUUGUGUCAAUCGUUCUGAAAGCUGCUUGUUGUAGAAAGGAAGAUAUUGAAUCAAUUGUGAUACUUGGGGGUUAUUGUAAAAUAAUAGAUCAUAAUUUUGAAUGAUUCAGUGCCACCUAUAUGUAAGAUUGUGCCAGGGAACAGCAAAUUUUAUACUAUAAACGAUCAUCAUGAAAAAAAGUCUAAUUCCUGCAGGUUCAUUUGUAAGAAAUGGCUUUUCAAUUAUAUUAUAUGAUAGGGCUAAUUUUGAAGAAUGAUGGUGCUAUGUAACAAAAUGGAAUUACAACCUAAAUCGCUGCUUGGCCUACUUUUGAUUUGUAUCAAUAUAAAAUCAAAAUUAAAACUCCUGUGCUUUUGGAUUCAUUAUAUUUGUUAUGCCAUUACCAUGUAUCAGAAUUUCAUUCCUUCUCUUUUAAUACAUUUUGAUCAUGGUAUUCUGAUUGUUUACAGUGGUUGCUGCUAUGUUAGGAGUCUUCAGGCAAUAUCAUCAGGAAUAGCCUGUAAGAAGUUUACUUUUAAUGCUUUAAAAUUAGUUACAUGAACACAAGUACUUUCAACAAAUCAACUUAAUGGCAAUUUUAAUGGCAUUGCCUUUAGAAAUGUGUAAUACGGUAUUGGUCAUGUUUGAACACUGCAAUGGAUGACUAACAAGGUCAUUGAAACUGCCUUAGGUUAGGUUGAUUUUUUGAGAGUCUUUGCGAUUCUUUGUUUCAUUUGAAUAUAAUUAACUCUGAAUAAGUCAUAUCAGUUUGGGCCAGAACAGAAAAAUAGUUUGACUUACAGAAAAUUCAAAUUUUUUGCAUAGUUGUGUCCAAACAAUUGAUUUGACUUCAAGUUAUGCAGAAUUAACUAUUUCUAGGGUACUAGGCCUUAACAUCCAAUAUGGAUUAGGAAGCUGGUAAAUAAUAUUUUUUUUUAAAGCGUAUUUGAUGAGAAAACCUGUCAUCAUGUUCAUUUAGUACAGCUUGUAGCAUCUUGUUUAUAAAUUGUAAACUGAUACCACGUACAAAUAAUUAUGAGAGUAUGAUGUCAAACUCAUUUUCUGUGCCUUUCUGUAGUAUUGUGUCACUUUUACAGGGAUUGCUUUUUGGUGACCUUCACAGUGACCUUGUAAAUAUCUCAUCUGUACUAAUACUACUACUACUGAAUUGAUCUAUGAAAAAUAUAUACCAAGUCCAUAUUUCAUGUUGGACUUAUAAGAAGAGAAA
Molecule: messenger RNA, 8285 nt
Organism: Strongylocentrotus purpuratus (purple sea urchin)
Lineage: Eukaryota; Metazoa; Echinodermata; Echinoidea; Camarodonta; Strongylocentrotidae
Product: polypeptide N-acetylgalactosaminyltransferase 1
Exons: 11
Coding region: 609-2012 (467 amino acids)
Cellular component (GO): Golgi apparatus
Source: RefSeq, a predicted model, not a curated record